Messenger RNA from Osmerus eperlanus (European smelt), 1661 nucleotides. It is a transcript of the gene acbd6, whose product is annotated as acyl-CoA binding domain containing 6. Gene Ontology annotation, molecular function: fatty-acyl-CoA binding; protein binding. The coding region runs from base 475 to 1284 and encodes 269 amino acids. The record is from RefSeq and is a predicted model, not a curated record. NCBI's taxonomy places the organism in Eukaryota, Metazoa, Chordata, Actinopteri, Osmeriformes, Osmeridae. The transcript is spliced from 7 exons.
AUUUAAGUUACAUUGUGAUUAGCAAUAACCCAUCUGAAAUCACAUUUUCUUUUCAGGCAAAGUUAAGCGAUAGGUUGAAAUGUAAAAGUUUUGUAUUUGCCCAAUAAUUACAUGGUUUUAAAAAUAUACUCAGAUUUUCAGAAUUGCCUGGCAACAGCAGGCAAUUCUGUGUUUCGAAACACCCGUUCCGAAAAAUAACGGAAUAACGGAUACAAUUUAAAACGUUCUAAGACUGAGAACUGUGAUGUUUGGGACUUGUUCCAGUCGGUGCCUUUAGCAGACUGUACCGCUGACGGACCGCUACUGGAAAUCAUUCCGACUAUCACGGAAAAAGGUUCUUGGCGAUAAAGGAUUAUAGAAAUUGCUUUGGAUUUUUAUUUAUUUAUGCGUAGGCAGAAUACUAGUAAAUCACGGUGAGCUGUACGAUACGGUUGUCACUUAGUUCAUGUUUUUAGCUAAGUUCACGAUACAAAAAUGGCAUCUCGCUCUCCAUCAUCGUCCCCGGAUUCAGCCACGGGCUCAGGUACCGAUCCAGCUCGGCCCGACACCGGAGAACCACUCGGUGGAGGCUCAGACUCAGAUUCGGAUUUGGGAUUAGGGAAAUUCGACUGCGGCGCAGUUGAUGCGGGGCAUCGACUGGAAGGAGAAGAACUGGAGCAAGAAUUCGAAUCGGCAGCAGACCGUUUACGAGACCUGGUGCAGACGGCUAGUCGAGACCAGUUACUGUACCUGUACGCCAGAUAUAAACAGGUUAAAAUUGGAAAGUGCAACACAACAAAACCUGGCUUCUUUGACUUCGAGGGCCAGAGAAAAUGGCAGGCCUGGAAGCAGCUAGGGGACAUGGGGUCAGAGGAGGCCAUGCAGGAGUACGUCACAUGCGUCAACUCAUUAGACCCAGAAGGCAGCCACAAGGACAGGCGUGGUGCAGAGAGGAGGACAGGAUUCGGAGGCCCGGCCGUCAGCUCACUCUAUCAGGAGGAAAUGAUCCGGGAGGAGGAUAAGAACAUCUUUGACUACUGCAGGGAGAACAACAUGCAGAACGUGAGCACAGCCAUCAGCUCCAAGAAGGUGGAUGUCAACGCCAAGGACGAGGAGGGGCGAGCUCUGCUGCAUUGGGCCUGUGACAGAGGGCAUAAGGACCUAGUGUCUUUGUUACUGCAGAACAGCGCUGAUAUCAACAGCCAGCGUCAGCAUGUGAGUUUUCUGAGGUGGUGGAGCUGCUCCUGCAGGCUGGGGCAGACCCCUCCAUCAGAGACCAGGAGGGCUCCCUCCCUGAGGAGGUGACCCAGUCUGGAGCCAUCUCCUCACUGCUGCGCCAGUACACCGCCCCCAAGGGCUAGCAGGCCCCCGUCACAACAGCCCCCUCACCCCUCCCUCCGUUCCCCCUCCACCCCUCCCUCCGUUCCCCCUCCACCCCUCCCUCUGUUCCCCCUCCACCCCCCCCACCCCUCCCUCCGUUCCCCCUCCACCCCAGCCUGGACACCACCCCCCAGCCCCAGCCUGGACACCACCCCCCAGCCCCAGCCUGGACACCACCCCCCAGCCCCAGCCUGGACACCACCCCCCAGCCCCAGCCUGGACACCACCCCCCAGCCUGGACACCACCCCCCAGCCUGGACACCACCCCCCAGCCCCAGCCUGGACACCACCCCCCAGCCCCA